Messenger RNA from Gadus chalcogrammus (walleye pollock), 4132 nucleotides. RefSeq names its product UDP-Gal:betaGlcNAc beta 1,3-galactosyltransferase, polypeptide 2 (gene b3galt2). The record is from RefSeq and is a predicted model, not a curated record. Gene Ontology annotation, molecular function: N-acetyl-beta-D-glucosaminide beta-(1,3)-galactosyltransferase activity. The transcript is spliced from 2 exons. The coding region runs from base 968 to 2290 and encodes 440 amino acids. NCBI's taxonomy places the organism in Eukaryota, Metazoa, Chordata, Actinopteri, Gadiformes, Gadidae. Gene Ontology annotation, cellular component: membrane.
CUAUUUUGAUUUGAUUCAAAGCUCAUGUGAUCGUAAGCAGCCCGACGCGUGGACGGAUCGGUACCUCCCGUUUGGCCGCCGGUUCAACACUGUCCUGCCUUCUUUUCAUCGAUCAUCAGGCCACGGGAGGAGGAGAUGAACACGAAGGAUCGUGUGCGUAUGUGCAGGCAAUAGAGGCGGACUGCUGCGGUCCUUAUUUAUUCUCAUGAUUUCAUUCAUGAAAUGAAUUUGUACUACACGGAUAAAUAAAGCCUACAGAAAAACACCAAAACAGAAAAAAGGGAACUAAGGGAGGAGGAAGGGAAAGAAGAACCGGACGAGGCGGACCGCGCUAUAAACGGGGUGGGAGCUCCAGCUUGGCGGCUUUACUCCGCACACACCCAAGACAACAACACACAGUCCAGCUGCUGCGUCCAGAAAUAAACGCGUCCAUCUACGUUCUCCAGGGCGAGGAAUGUGUUUUGCAUGAUCAUACAGGGGGCCACAGAAAAGGACAGAUCACGGAGAAAGAGGAGAGCGAGAGGGGCCAUGGGAUGGAAGACAUUCCGAGUGGUUCCUCGCGACCUCACGCCUUCCAGCCGCCGCAGCAGCAACAGCAGCCGAGCAGCAGUGUGAAGAGAUAAGAGAGAUUAACUGCCGCGGAGGUGACCUUUUCCACAUCCAUAUGGAAGCCAGACGAUGAGCAAGACCCAGAGUUUGUCAGCCGUGCAAAAAGAAAAGAAAAAAUGUGCAUCAACUCCAUGGGUAGAGGAUCGCUACCUUUCCAGCUCCUCUAAGACCCCCGAUAACCGUGUUCCACGCUGCGUUGGGGUGUGUAGGGGGGAGGAACUAGGGUAGCAAUUACCAGUUCCUAGUUUUACUCAAAGUCUAAGACUACUGCAAGCUUACCAGUCCCUUUAGCUGUUGGACGCCACAUGUUUGAGGUGACUCCCGUUGACCGCCGCCUCCCUUCAACUCAAACUCCACCAUGUCGUGGAGACGGAGGCACUGCUGCCCCAUUAAGAUGACCUGGACCGUCAAGCGCUCGCUGUUCCGCACCCAGGUGGCGGGCCUACUAUCGCUUGCCCUGCUCUUAACCUUCUUCCUGUUCUUCAGCCAUCAGGACUGGCUGCCCGGACGCAGUGGGCCCCGCGAAAGCCCCUUGUCCUACACCGUGCACGGUUUCCGUGGCCCCAAGGUGGAGUUAAACCAGAGCUCCUCCAUCAGGAGCCUCUGGAAGGAGAUGGGGUACGUGGCGCCAAAGCAUCCGCUCAACCUCAGCUCUCAGCAUGUGGCGGAGGUGGGCGAGAUCGGGGGAGGAGGGGAAGAAGGGCUAGUCCGGACAGGGGUAAUGGGGCUGGAGGAUUCCAUGAGUGCCAACAACAGUUUACAGAAGGAGAUGGGUAUAGGCGGGAAGCUUAGCGCACAUCCAUACCGCUACAUCUUGAACGAGCCUUUCCUGUGCCGAGACAGCACACCCUUCCUCGUCCUGCUCAUCGCUGCCGAACCGAGCCAGGCCGUCGCCCGCAACGCCAUCCGCCAGACGUGGGGCAAUGAGAGUGCGGCAAUGGGGCUGGGCUUUGUGCGCCUCUUCCUGCUCGGAGUAGGCAAGAGCGCAGAGAGUGCCCUCCAGAGCAGUAUCGAGGAGGAGAGCCAUGUCCACCACGACAUCAUCCAGCAGGACUACCAGGACACGUACUAUAAUCUCACCGUCAAAACCCUGAUGGGUAUGAACUGGGUGGCCGCUCACUGCCCGCAGGCCCGCUAUGUGAUGAAGACCGACAGCGACAUGUUCGUCAACACUGAGUAUCUCAUCCAGAAGCUGCUGAAGCCCGAGCUGCCACCCAGGCAGAGGUUCUUCACAGGCUACCUGAUGAGGGGCUACGCGCCCAACCGGAACAAGGACAGCAAGUGGUACAUGCCGCCGGAGCUGUAUCCGAGCGAGCGCUACCCCAUUUUCUGCUCGGGGACGGGGUACGUGUUCUCGGGGGACAUGGCAGAGCUGAUAUACCAGGCAUCCCUGAGCAUACGCAGGCUGCACCUGGAGGACGUCUAUGUGGGGAUCUGCCUGGCCAAGCUGCGCGUCGACCCGGUGCCGCCCCCAAACGAGUUCCUCUUUAACCACUGGCGGGUGUCCUACUCCAGCUGCAAGUACAGCCACCUAAUCACAUCCCAUCAGUUUCAGCCCAACGAACUCCUCAAGUACUGGAACCACCUGCAGACCAACAAAGCCAAUGCCUGCGUGAACAUGGCCAAGGAGAAGGCGUCCAGGUAUAGACACCGGAAGUUCCAUGGGGAGCGGCCCCACUAAGGUCCUUUCUCAGUACUCUCCAAAUUCCUGUCGAGGGAAGAUAUGGGAGGAAAGGGGGAUUCAAGGUUUCGCCAGAUUGUGGCAGCUGCAGCUGGGAAAUUGGGAGAUGUAAGCACUAUACACUUGUAUGUGGAAGAGCACAAUGUUUUUGGUAUCAUGUAGUCGACGAUUGAAGAUAUUUUUUUAAUUUCCAAGAGCCGUUGAAUAUUGUAAACCUUGUUGAGCUGUUUCGAUGAGAGAGUUCAUGUCUAUGUGCAAUACUAAGCAUGCACACAAAAAAAAAUACAGAGGUUUAAGAGCAGUCAUUGUGACGUUUCAGGUGCCAAUAGAACGCGGGGAAACACAUUACAGUUCAUGGUGGGGGCUGUUCUGUAUACUGGUGGUAUGGUAUACAAAGAGUGGAGCUAACUGUGACCCACAUUUUUAUAGAACAUUUAUGAAACAAAUGGUUUGCCACAGUUAAAGGGGUAUAUGACUAUAUAAAUGUAAUAUCUUGAAAGUUACUACUACCUAACUAUGAAUGACUGUAUCUUUGAUGUGGACCAGUAAUGCUGCCCUGUUUCUCAAUGUUUAUUUUACACAAUUAUGAAAAAAAAUCAGGACUGUAAAGAGAGGGUUUAUCUGUCAAAUUCUGUAUUUUAUUUAUGAUAUACACUCACAGUAACAUGUCAGAGAUGGAUGAGAUUGUAUUUUUUAAAGCUUUACAUCAAGUGAAUCUGCACUUGAACUCCAAUUAAAUGUUUUGAGUUAAGAUGGGUUGCAAUUGUCUGUGCCUUUUCAUUGAAAAUCUCAAGUGAUUUACAGCUUGACUGUCAUCCACAUUCAAUGUCACUUCCACACAGUAGUGUUAAAUGAUCUCACUGAAUAGAAUUUAUUUGAAAAACCACAGGGCUUCUGUUGUUUUUUUUAAAGGAGAUUUGAAUUGCAAAACAAUGUGUGUAUGUAUGAAUGAUUUUGGGGGAAACUAGGGCAGCGUGGGGAUUGUUAACAUUUGUGCACACACUCCAGCUCUUAAAGUCACCAAUAAAGAAGAGGAUGGAUAAUUGGGUGACAACUUGAAAGAAAAGUACUCUCAUUGAGCUAUGGCAGGUGACUUAUAUCUCUGUUGCGACCACACACACCUCUAUCGACACCUGUCCUUCAGAUCUUAUUCUUAUCUGCUUUGCAUCUGGAUUUGGUUCGGUUUACAGUAAAUGAAGGACCAGAGUUUGUGCUUCCAUUAAAGUAUGCAAAUCCCUCCAAGUUUCCUAUAUGGACAUCCGAAGACCAAGAAGCCAGAGGUAUAGAAUUGUCUUAGAUAAGUCAUGCAGUGACAGAUAAUUAUAUCCUGCUUACGCCCCAGGCAAAAUAGCUCGUUGGCUUGCAGUCCGAUCCCUCGAUAUUCUCCAAUGAACAUCUUAACUUAAGUUAUUUUACGUAAUCUUUAACCGCAUCAAUAGGGAGGUCUGUUUUAUGGGAGCAGCACAGCACAUAAAUGUUAAUUAUUUAAAUGAAAAAUAAACCUCUACAGGAAGGAAGAGUGUAAUGUGGAUCAUAUAGCCAUUUACACUUGCUACUUCAAACAAUAAGCAUUGUAUAUUGUACUCACAUAUAGAUGUGGCGUCAUAACUUGGGAAAAGUGUUUAGAUUCUCUUUGCAGCACAAAUUUCAUUUCAGCACCAGGUUCAACUAUCUGAAUGUACACUAAUUAAAAGAGCAAAAGGUCUUGUUUUUGACAUUGAUUACAUUGCUAAUAUUUGGUAAUGUUAACUUAACAUUGGCCAAGUCCAAUAAAUGUGCAUCCUAUAGGCCACAAGAUGAAACAAAUUAAAGGUUGCAGGAAAUAUAGGGACAUCGUGGAAA